GAUUUCAAAGUGACAUUUGAUUCGCUGAAAAUGUGUGUGGUGAUCGCGAAAGAAGGUCCGGUAAAAUAAGUCCAAGCAAAAAUAAUAAUAAAAAAGCCGGGGAUGGCUGAAAACGUCCCCAGUUUUUCUCCGCAAGGGGAUUUUAACAUUAUGCAAGACUUGGCGGGUUUAGACGAUAUUUUGAAAAGUGAAUUUUUUGAGGAUGAUGCCCUAUUGUCCCAGAUCGGGGAACUGCCAAUGGAUUUUGACUUAGAUAACAUUCAAAACAGCCCGUUUUUGGAUCCGGCAACUUUAUCCCCAAACGACAGUGCCUAUCAAAGCGACGGCUCCUCGUUUAGCUCCUCUGUUACCCCACAAUUAUCUCCCAAAUACCAGAAUGUCCCAGACCUAACACAAAGUACACUAUACCCUGAUAAUAGUCAACCUGUUGUUAAUCAGUUACCUUCGUUGCCCUUCAAAAAUAUCCAACCAAAUAUUCAGACUCAGUCUCAAGCACCAACAGUUUUGGUGUCGUCUUCGGUUUCCCAGAAACCACAACAUGUCGUUUACAGUGCAUUACCGAUACAGACGAAUCAACAUAUUAUUCUACAACAGUCUCAGCAAGUUCCUAAUAAGAAAACUCCAAACGCAAAGCAAAAUUCGAAAGGCCCUCUUAUACAACCGGUUGUGUUACAGGCAAAAUUUCUCACUUCUGAUAACCAGAUACCAACAUCAACGGUAAUGUAUACAUCUCCAAGCCAGAAUUCAUCUCUUCACACUAUAAUUACAACACCACAACUCAUCACGACAACUGGGAUACCGGUCAUGUUGGACUCAGAAAAUAAAGUUGCUAUUAACAGAAUUUCACAAGGAAAAGAACCAAAAGUGAAGGAAGUAAAAAGAAGUGCACACAAUGCCAUCGAAAGAAAGUAUAGAACCAGCAUCAACGAUAAAAUUGUUGAAUUGAAGAAUAUUAUUGUUGGCGAAGAGGCCAAGUUGAACAAAUCAGCUAUUUUGCGGAAAACGAUAGAGUAUAUACGUUUCCUUCAAAACUCUAACGCUCGACUGAAAGAAGAAAAUAUGUCACUUAAAAUGGCAGCAACGAAAAACACACUUAAAAGCCUCCUUACCAACAACGUUAAAUAUGCUCCAGAUGACACACCUCCACAUUCGGAUAUAUCCUCGGAAAAUUCCUUGCCAUCUAGUCCCGAAUAUUCUACAAAUGUUAAAGACGAAAGUGACGAUGAGGUUCCAUUGACUAAGGGUAUGUUAGAUCAAUCCCGACUGACGUUGUGUAUGUUCAUGAUUGCGAUGGUGGCAUUUAAUCCAGUUGGUUUUAUUCUCAGCAAAUUACCAGUAGGAGAUAGUAGCAGUAUACCAGGAAGUCGUACUAUCCUUGCCUGGAGCGAACAACACACUGUAUCAUUUUCACCUUCAUAUCUGGCUCUCGGACUAUUACACAUUUUUAUAUUGGGUUUUUGUCUGAUUAAAAUGUUUGUUUAUGGCGAUCCAAUUUUAUUUACCAAGUCUAAAGAGGCCGAGAAGUACUGGAUACAUAGAAAACAAGCAGAUAUAUACAUGUUGGAGGGUGAUAAAGCAGCAUCUAAACAGGAGUUACUCAGAGCGUUGCAAGUGUACGGUAUAACAUUACCCACAAGCAGAGUGGAAUUAUGUCUAAGUUUCUGUUGGCAAUUAGUCAGACAAAUAAUGCACAGAAUUUGGAUAGGAAGGUAUUUGUCGAGACACAUAGGUGGAUUUUUUGUUGACAGAAUUACUAGAUUUGAGGCACAGACGUCUUGUAAAGAACUGGCUUUGAUUUUUAAUGAUUUACAUAAGGUACAGCUCGUCGAAGGACCGGAAGAAGCCUGUCAUUUAUUUGGCCUAAUGACAUCCUUGAAUGCGUUAAAUCUGGCCGAAGCGUCUAAAGGAAGAAUUAAACCCGUUGACAUGAUUGACAUUUAUAUUGGAGUUGCACUAAGGAUAAAAGCCAGCCUACCAGGCUUUUUACAUAUACUAACGAAGUAUUAUUUUGGUUUGGCAAAACUGGCAUCGACUAACUCUUGCGACCCAAUUCCUCUACGUCUAAAAUGGCUUUUUACCCCAUAUGGAUUCAGAUAUUUCUUAUCCUACAAGUUUUCCGAACAGUAUAAACCUAAAUCAUUACCUUUUACUAAGUUAGGUGAUAAUAUUGAUCCGUUAAUACAACUUAUGAAGAUAUAUCAUGAACAUCUUUUGCAAAAAGCACUAUCAAUUUUGGUGGCGCCAGGUCAGAAAAGCGAAUUAAAUCAAGAUAAGAAAACGGACCUUCACGACGCUCUAACUUACAUUGAUUUACUGAAUAAUAAUGUUAUGAUUGAUGUUAGAACUGUUUUUAAAGCGGGCGAUACAGUAUUUUAUCACGAUCAUGUAGCGGAAUGGUGGGGCACUGUUAUAACGAUCGCUUGCAACUGGUUGCUUAAAGAAGACGAUAAAACUGAGCGACUGUAUAAAAAGUUAGAAAUUUUGCCUGAAGCAUUGAAUUCGUCAAACGAUCCACUGCCUAAAGUCAUCAUGGCCGCUUAUAUGGCCAGAAGGAAUUAUUUAGACACGAAUAAAACAGUUCUGAGCAAACAAAUUCAGAUGCAGUGCGAUUUUGCCAGUCGGUUGCUGGACGACAGUUUGACUUACACCAGUUGCAAGAAGGAAAAUAAUUUACUGCUGCUAUAUCAAUUAUUGGUUUGUGACUGGAUACUAGAAACGAGAACUUCGCUAUGGGAAGAUAGUGUAGAGGAAGGUUCCAAACCGCCAGCCUCGAAUUCCUGUCUUACCGCUUUCAAUAAAGAUCUGCAUUCCUUACGAUGUUUGGCAGAACAUUUACCAUUCGCGCUUUCCAGAGUAUUUUUAUACGAAGCUACUCUGCGUUUAAUGGCGGGCGCCGCUCCAGGAAGAACUCAACAGUUGCUGGACCGCAGUCUACGGCACAGGCAUUCUAAACCUUCAAUAAUUUGUGGAAAAGGAGACAAAGGAAGCCAAGAAAUUGGCAACGAUCGUCAACAUGCGGCUGCCCUGUAUAUGGCCUGUAAACAUUUACCAGGGCAGCUUUUGUCAUCUCCUGGAGAAAGAGCAGGAAUGCUUGUCGAAGCUGCGAAGACGCUAGAACGAAUAGGAGACCAAAAACAGCUGCAAGAUUGUUAUAAAUUGAUGAAAACAUUAGGCACAAACGCAGUCAUUACAAAUUAAGUUUAUUUAUUUAUGUUUAGUUCAUGUUGGAAACAUGUUGACAUUAAAACAUAUAUUACUAAAAAGAGGAAAUGUUUGGCUGUGUAUUUAUUUGGAUUUGAAAAUGCAGCUGAGAUCAGUUAAAUUAGAAACAGAUCAAAAAUAAUUAAUGUGUAUAUGUUUUAGCUAUGAUAGCUGUUCACUGUGUUGAAUACAUAUUUAUUUGUUUUAAAUAAACACAAAAUGUAAAUUCAAAAAUAUUGUAUAUUAAAUAUAUUUUUUUAUUUAACGGUA
Molecule: messenger RNA, 3471 nt
Organism: Sitophilus oryzae (rice weevil)
Lineage: Eukaryota; Metazoa; Arthropoda; Insecta; Coleoptera; Curculionidae
Gene: SREBP
Product: sterol regulatory element-binding protein 1
Exons: 15
Coding region: 103-3198 (1031 amino acids)
Biological process (GO): regulation of transcription by RNA polymerase II
Cellular component (GO): nucleus
Molecular function (GO): DNA-binding transcription factor activity, RNA polymerase II-specific; RNA polymerase II cis-regulatory region sequence-specific DNA binding; protein dimerization activity
Source: RefSeq, a predicted model, not a curated record